AUUAACAGAACACAUGUUUACAUAUACAUCGUAUCCUUGUUGAAAGCUAAGGAACAGUGCGUGUUUCGAGGAAAGCACAAGUCAACAUGGGCUUCGCAACACAAUUCGCUGUGCCCUUGCUGGCUAUGGUUCUUCUCCGGAACCUGAUCAAGCGGCCAUUCGGCACGUUGUUUCUGGAGGGCUUGAGCGUAUUUCUGCCAAUGAGUGCACCGCUUGAGCAGCCGCCGGCCGGGAAAACGACAAAGAAGGACCGGAAGAUGCUCCAUAAGCGGCAGCUGGCCCUGAAGGGCGUUCAGAGCAACGUGUCCUUGCAGCAGAUAAGCCCAAGCGCGCUGACUGAACUAUACAAAGAACCGGCAACGUAUGGUAGCAGCUUUGAAGCCUUGGGCGUGCUGCUGCUCAUGCUGCUGGGGGGCGUGGUCUGCCACUUCAUCUUGGGCCCACUGUUUGGGCUGUGGCAGGACGUGUUCGUGUGGAGCCUGUGCCCCGUGCUGGUCGCCUGGGCCGUACAUCAGCUGUUGGUGCUGCAGGCCGGCGGCUCGCUGUUGCGCCUGGUGGGCGACCGCAUCUAUAUCGCAGCCAUGGCGCUGACGAUGGCGGUGGCGGCGUACCUGCUGCUGGUGGGGGCGCCGCGCCGCUGGGUUUGCUGGGACGUGCGUCAGGCGGCGGCGCAGCUGGACGAGCUGUGGAACGUGGGCGGGGCGCGUGUCUUGGCCAGCCGCCUCAACCACCCGCUGCUCAAGGUCAUCGGCAUCAGCAACCAGCAGCUGACUGAGGCGGGCGCGGCGCUGCCAGGGCCUCCGCAGCUGCGUAGCGACCCCAUGGCGGUGGCGGCAGGCAUUGCAGCCGUGGCGGGCUUGCUAGGUGCUUCCCUCAUGGGCUCCUGCGGCCGCAUCGCGCGCCUGUACGCCCACAUUAGCCCCGUGCCGCAGUGGGCCGAGCAGUACCUCGCGCCGCCCGCCCUCGUGACCGCUGCGCUGCGGCUGGCGCUGACCGCGCCGCUUGUCGUGGUGCUGUACGGCAUCAAGCCCAUGUCCGGUUUCCUGGCGAGCGGGCUGGGGAUUGCCAAUCCCGGCACGUUCCUGUCGGGGCCGGCGGCGGGCGUGGCGGGUGCGGUGGGGCCGGCGCUGCUGCUGAUCACGUCGCUUCUGUUCAUUUUGGCGAUCCGUCCCCUGGCCGCCGCGCACCUGGGCACGGGGCUGCUAGAGUGGCACGUCCUGCGCCACAGCGACACCACCCUCACCGGCACCUCGGCCGCCUCGCCGCCCUCCGCCGCCGCCUCGGCCUCUGUCAAGGAGGUCCGCGACAUGGUGGCGCGGCGCCGGCUGCACAAUGUGUACGCCACCGUGUGCCAGACGGCGCUACAGCUGCUGGGUCCUGCGACGAUUCUGACAGCCCUGCUGCUCAUGUACGGCAGCUCGGCCGGCACCCUUGACCACCUGCGGCCCGCCGCCCCGCUGCUGGUACCGGCGCCGCGCGCCGUAAACACCACCGCCACGGCGCCGCCGCCUGCGCCCUCUGUGCGGCCUCAGGCGCCGGCGCCUGACGUGACGGGCGGGCUAGAAGGCCUGGAGGAGGCGGCAACAACAGUAGCAGCGGCGGCAUCCGCGGCGGCGUCCGUGGUAGACGCGGCCGCCAAGGCAAUGGCUGCCGGCGAGCUGCCGCCCAUGCCGUCGCUGGCAUUCAUCACCUUUGCCACGUCGUUUCUUUCCUGGUGGUGCUGCGUGGCGAUUGUAGUGUUCACGUACCCCAUGCUCUUGAUCUACCGCUUGGGGAUGCACAUUGGCUAAGGGGCCUACCUUCAGCUACGGCCUUCUUUCUGUUGGUGUUAUGGUGGGCUGGUGGGUGACGUGGGGCGUCAAGGGGGCUGGGGGACCGUUCUGCUGUGGAUGGAUUGCCUGUUGGGGCUUGUUACAGUACCGUACCAACGAUGCUGUAAAAAUGAAGGCGCAUGAUGCCAGAAGAGGCUGUCAGAGCUAGCAGGCAGCACAGGAGGAACCCAUUCAGUGGCGCAAAAUGCGAGUCCACAUGUGCGCGCCUUCUGACAGCUUCGGGGCUCUUAAGGUUACACCAGCACUUGCGAGUGUGCGUGCCACAAGCUGGUGCAGAUUUUAUAUUUCAUGUUCAUAUGUUGCCAAUGCAUCCUUUACGCCUCUACGCAUGUGUGAAUGACGAUAUGACCGGGCGACAUAUACAACGCCAAGGGACUGCACCACCAAGUCACAAGCGCGUGAACUGCGUCAGCACGUCCCUCAUGUGGGCCGGGAUUCUAGCCAUCACACUCGGGACUACGCUUCUCACCACCCUCUGUUCUGUGCUUGUACUGGGAAUUCAGUCAGCUGUCCCUUAUGUAAUUGAUGCGACCUGCACCUCCCUAUUUCACACAGCAUGUCACUCUGUCUUUGCAGCUCAUGGAAUCAGCGGCCGCAUACAGCCAUACACCAGGCAGGCCGCAUCGCUGAGUGUGCCGUAGGUACCCAUCAAACAGGCGUUAGAACCUGUACCGAUUCGGACAUUCGGUAACGUACAGACAUCAAACAGACUCCCGCGUGGAGCCUGCAGCCUCCAAACAACACAACCAGCACGCGCAGACAUACACAGUAAGCAAUCAGGGUGUUGAAAGGACUUUUCCCCCUCAGUUCUUGUUGCCACACACGGUCACAUGUCAGAGUCAGCACUUGACCUCCACUGUAAGUAUCUCACAGACACACACGCGC
Chlamydomonas reinhardtii is the source of this 2717-nucleotide messenger RNA. RefSeq lists its product as uncharacterized. The record is from RefSeq and is a predicted model, not a curated record. The coding region runs from base 87 to 1790 and encodes 567 amino acids. The transcript is spliced from 8 exons. NCBI's taxonomy places the organism in Eukaryota, Viridiplantae, Chlorophyta, Chlorophyceae, Chlamydomonadales, Chlamydomonadaceae.